Messenger RNA from Amphibalanus amphitrite, 2999 nucleotides. RefSeq names its product telomere-associated protein RIF1-like (gene Rif1). Gene Ontology annotation, cellular component: nucleus. The record is from RefSeq and is a predicted model, not a curated record. Bases 54 to 2999 code for a protein of 981 amino acids. Gene Ontology annotation, biological process: telomere maintenance. The transcript has 9 exons. Lineage: Eukaryota; Metazoa; Arthropoda; Thecostraca; Balanomorpha; Balanidae.
GUUGUCAUGUGACGGGGGUGUUUGAUUCCGAGUUUUAUUAUUUCAAUUUUGUCAUGGAGACAGAUACGGAAGUUGCACCAUUGGUAAAAUACUAUGAAAAGAUUGCAAGGCACCUGCAGGAGCGGCCGGCCGUGGCGGAAAAGGAGGCGGCCACUCUGCUGAAGCGCGCCUGUGCGCACGCGCAGCACCGUGAUGUGGACCUGAGUCGGACGGCGCUGACCGUGCUCGGCGUGCUGCUGCACCGGCGCGCGCCGCCGGCCGAGCUGGCCACCGAGGUGUCCGGCUGGCUGCUGCCGCUGCUGCACCAGCUGCUGCGCCAGCCGGCUGUGGAGGCGCGCCGGCCGCUGGUGCGCGCGCUCUGGUGUCUGGAGGCGCUGGUGGGGGCCGGCCACCUGCCCGAGGAGCGGCCCGAGCCGCUGGCGCAGCUGGUGCGCACGCUGCUGCGCGCCGGCAUGCCCAGCGCCGUGCAGAUCCGCGCCGUAACGCUGGUGCGCCGGGUGGCGGGCUCGCCGGCCGCCGGCCCGACAGCACUCGUGCCGCUGGUGCGCCUGCUCUGGCCCGUCCUGCUGCGCUCCACCAUGCCGGCCGUGGCCACCGAGGCCGAAGAGACGGUGCGCGCGUGUAUGGCGGUGGCCGGCGUGCAGGCCGCGUUCACGGGCGAGCUGCUGGCUAUGGCCACCUCGGGCGGCUACCUGGCUCAGCUGCAGGAGGCGGUGACCCGGCCCGAGUGCGGCGCGCAGGCGCUGACCGCCUGGGCGCUGCUGGUCGACUGUCUGGGCGCCAGACUGCAGAGCACGGCGCUCAUCAACCAGGUGCUGCAGGUGAUCCAGGCGCCGUUCCGCAGCAACAACAACGAGCUGCGACGGCGCAGCUUCGUCGCCUGGCGCUCAAUGGUGAACAAUUUCCUGGCGUCGGGCCGGCUGCACGAGAACCCCAAGCGUCUGAAGCUGCUGAUCACUCCACUGACGCAGGGUAACACGGGCCGGCCGGCGGUGGCGGUGGAAAAGUUCCGCGUCUGGUGGACGCUGCUGGCCGGCCUCGGGCCGCACCUCAGUGCCACCUUCGACACUACCACAGAGCCCUUCCUGCGCUUCUGCUUUGUGCCGGCCGAUAAGGGCCUGGCCAACGGCGGGGGCGGCGGCGCGCGCGACCGUGUGGGCGGCGUGGUGCUGCAGCUGGCCGAUGCGCGGCCGCUGGCGCGCGCCGCCCUCAUACAGCUGCUCUCGCCGGGCUGCCGCCAGUUCGCCGCGGAGUCGGUGGCGGCCCGCGAGCACGAGGCAGUGACUGGUGCGGUGUUCGCGCGCCACGCGGCGCUGCUGGCCGACUCGGCGGCUGCCUGUCUGCUGCGCGCGCCCGCCGACGGCCUGGCGGAGGUACUGUUGGAGCCGCUGCUCGACUGGACCACACGCCACCUGGAGUCGCAGGCGUCACUGGGUCUGACCCGCGAGCAGGGCCUGCCGGUGACGGCGGUGCUGCGAGCGCUGGACACCCUGCUGGCCGCGCAGCUGGAGUCGCCUGUGGCUGAACAGGUGGUGAUCGUGGCCGAUCGUCUGGUGGCCCGCCUGCCGGAGAGGUUCGUCUGGUCCUCGUUGCACCAGAUGGAGGGCGCCGGCGGGCCGCCCGCGCUCUUCCUGCUGCGCUCGCUGGGCCGGCGGCCGAGCGGCGAGCCGUCCGGCGGCGCCGCGCUCUCACGGCUGGUGCGCGCGCUGGGCGCGGACGCGCUGCGCCGGCUACCCGAGCUGGUGGCGUUGCUGAGCGGCGCGGAGCUGGCCGAGGAGCUGCGCCCGCUGGUCUGGCACGACACGGCGGAGACGCUGCUGGAACAUAUCGAGAAGACUCAGGAGGUGGACAGCGGUGACGCGCUGGGCCACGACUUUGGCCCGGUGUCUGCGCUGCUGGCGGCCCCGCUCAGCUGGCCGCCGCCGGCCGCCGGCCCCCACCUGCACACCUGGUCGCGGCUGUACUGCGCGGCGCGCGUGGCCGCUGAACUGGUGGCCACGGCGCCGCCGAACGCUCUGGCCGCGGAGGUGGCCGGCCGGCUGCGCGCGGCGGCGCCCCUCGCGGUGCCGGCGGCAGCGCACUGUCUGAGGGUGAUGGCCGAGACCGCCCUGCUCAAAGAGACGGACGGAGCGCCGCGCUCCGGCACUGGCUCGCCCCUGAAGCGCCGCGGCCCGUCUCCGUCGGACGCGUCAGCGGCCGUCCUGGAGGCCACCGUGCCGCAGCUGGCGCCGCUGCUGCUGCUGCUGGCCGACCUCUGCUCCCAGCUGGAGGAGCACGCCACGCCCGAGGCUGUCGCCGACCUGGCCGAGAGCGUGCGCCGGCUGUCGGGCGCGCACGUCGCGGCGGCGCCGGCCACCGCCGUUCUGGUACAGACGCUGGGAGCGGCCACUGCGAGCUUGCUGCAGGUGGCGGCGCCGAACUCACCCGUCCGAAACAAGGUGCUGUCGGCGUACGAGGCGGUGGUCGGUCUGGUGCGCCAGCGGCUCUCGGAGCUGUCGCCGACGGCCGUGCUGGCGCAGCUGGCUCCGCUGCUGGAGGCGGCGCCGGCGGCCGAGCCCAGCCGCCGGCUGUGGCACGCCGUGCUGGCGCCGCGCCGGCCCGCCGUGCCCGAGCACCUGGCGCCGCUACUGCCGCGCCGCCGGCUGAUGGAGGCGCUCUCGGCCGAGAAGGAGCGCCGGCAGCGGGCGGCCGCCAGCCCCAACAAGACGGCCAUGUCGCCGGGCCGGCCGCCGCCGCCGGCUGCGCCGCCGUCCCCGGCCCGCGGCGGUAAGGAGGACACGUUCGUGGUGAUCCCGCCGUCCCCGGCCGGACCGCGGCCGCUGACCGAGCAUCAGCGCGAGGUGCGCGCCGCGCCGCGCGACUCGAUCCCGGCGCUUCGGAGGAGCUGCCCCGCCGGGCUCCGCGGCGCGUACGGCCCAGAAGGCUGCGGCAGUCGCUGCCGGGGCCGGCGGGCGCGGCGGCGACGGGGCCCGCCGGCGCAGUCGCCACCAGUGGACUGA